This is a messenger RNA of Coregonus sp. 'balchen', 5588 nucleotides long. Lineage: Eukaryota; Metazoa; Chordata; Actinopteri; Salmoniformes; Salmonidae. The record is from the annotation of a GenBank genome assembly.
GAUGGGCGCCUGAGGCCGGGGGAUCAGCUCAUUGCCAUCAACAAGGAGUCCUUGAUAGGCGGGACCCACGAGGAGGCUAAGAGCAUGAUCAACAAGGUCAAAUUCAGGUGAGACACCAGACGGUGUGGGGGUGUGUGGGGGUGGGGGUGGAAAUGUGUGGGAGUGGAAGUGGAAGUGUGUGGGGGUGGAAGUGUGUGGUGGUGGGGGUGUAAGUGUGUGGGGGUGGAAGUGUAAGUGUGUGGGGGUGGAAGUGUGUGGGGGUGGGGGUGGAAGUGGGUGGGGUUGGAAGUGGAAGUGUGGGGGGGGUGGGGGUUGGGUGGAAGUGUAGUGUGUGGGGGUGGAGUGUGUGGGGUGGGGGUGGCAGUAUGUGGGGGUGUAAGUGUGUGGGGGUGGGGGUGGGGGUGGAAGUAUGUGGGGGUGUAAGUGUAAGUGUGUGGGGGUGGGGGUGGGGGCGGGUGGGGUUGGCCGUGGCACGUGUGGGGUGGGGUGGCCGUGUGGGGGUGGCCGUGUAAGUGUGUGGGGGUGGCCGUGUGUGGGGGGUGGACGUGGGUGGGGUUGGACGUGUACGUGUGGGGGGGUGGGGGGUGGGGGUGGAAGUGGAAGUGUGUUGGGGUAGAAGUGUAUGUUUGUGUGUGUGUAUGUGUGAGUAACGUAUAUACUGCAAGUUUGUGAAAUGAAAUAAACAGUAAUAAGGUGAGAUGUAGUGUACGGUAUACUUCUAAAGUUGUACUGCUAAGUGCUAACUAUGUUCUUCUAUCUGUCCCUCCAGUCAAGAGGCGGUGGUGGAGGUCGCUUUCAUCCCUGGUAAAGGUCCAUUCCCCAACAGCACGUCUCUACACAACGGUGGCCAGCGCGCCGUUGGCAACGGGUACAGCUCCGGACGCUUAAAAGUCCACGUCAGAUCACCAGAGGUCUGUCUCCUCUCCUCCUCCUCCUCCUCCUCUCCCCUUCUCCUCCUCCUCUCCUCCUCCUCCUCUCUUCUCCUCCUCCCCUCCUCCUCUCCUCUUCUCCUCCUCCUCUCCACCUCCUCUCCUCCUCUCCUCCUUCCCUCCCCUCCCCUCCUCCUCUCCUCUCCUCUCCUCCUCCUCCUCCUCCUGCCUCCACUCCUCCUCUCUUCUCCUCCUCCCCUCCUCCUCCCCUCCUCUUCUCUCCUCCUCCUCCUCCUCCCCUCCACCUCUCUUCUCUACCUCUACCACCUCUCUUCUCCUCCUCUCCUCUCCUCUCCUCUCCUCUCCUCUCCUCUCCUCUCCUCUCCUCUCCUCUCCUCUCUCCUCUCCUCUCCUCUCCUCUCCUCUCCUCUCCUCUCCUCUCCUCUCCUCCUCCUCCUCCUCCUCCUCCUCUUCCUCUCCUCUCCUUCUCCUCUCCUCUCCUCUUCUCCUCUCCUCUCCUCUCUCUCCUCUCUCUCUCCUCCUCCUCCUCUCUCUCCUCUCCUCCUCCUCUCCUCUCCUCUCCCUCCUCUCCUCUCCUCUCCUCUCCUCUCCUCCUUCCUCCUCUCCUCUGUAGUGUUACUGCUUCUAGCCUGAUGUAAUUUGGUAAUGAACUGAGUUACUGCUCUAGCCUGAUGUAAGGUUUGUAAGAUCUGUAGGUUACUACUCUCUAGCCUGAUGUAAUGUUGGGAAUGAUCUGUAGGUUACUGCUCUAGCCUGAUGUAAUGUUGGUAAAGAUCUGUAGGUUACUGCUCUAGCCUGAUGUAAUGUUGAUAAUGAUCUGUAGGUUACUGCUCUAGCCUGAUGUAAUGUUGAUAAAGAUCUGUAGGUUACUGCUCUAGCCUGAUGUAAUGUUGAUACAGAUCUGUAGUUACCCAGCUGAUGUAAUGUUGAAGGGUCUAGCCUUGGCUCUUUUAGCUCAGUGAGUUAAAUUGUUUAAGACAUUACAAAAACGGGGCCCCACCCAUUCCAAUCCCCCUUCUUUCCUAAAAAACCAAAAAAAACCCCCAGCCUCCCAAAUUGUCUAGAAGGUUCAUAGAACCUUGACAGUGUGAAUUCUAGAGUGCAUAGAACCUGGCCGUUCUGAUGCUAGAAGAGUUCUAUAUUCCCAUUAGACCCCUCCUCCUCCUGCCUCCUGUGGGUCCCUGUACGUUUAAAAAAGGACAGUGGCGAGGAGAAUAUAAUAUUAUGCUGAUGUGAGGUGUUGGCCUUUCUACCUGCCACUUCUACCGUUGAAAAGAUUGCCCUCUGCUCACGUGUGCCAACUGACACCAUCAUGUAGAAUAGGACACCUGAUUGUAUGUAUGGUCUGGCAUGGCAUGUCUGUUUUUUGUUGCUGACCCAGGUGUCUUGAUGAUGAAGGUCUUUGACCACUGAUGUAUAUGACUUGACUGAACCGCUUGGACUUAAAACUACAUGUUACACACGUAGUCAUGAUGAACUGCAUGUUAAACACUGUAGUUAUUGAAUGAAACUAAGGUUACACCCUGUAGUCUAUUGAUGUGAACUACAUGUUACACACUGUAGUCUAUUGAUGAACUGUUCACACUGUAGUCUAUUGAUGAAAUGUGACACGACUGUAGUAUAUGGAUGAAACUACAUGUUACCACACGUAGUCUAUUGAUGGAUAAAAAUACAUGUUACACACGUAGUCUACUGAUGAACGUUACACACUGUAGUCUAUUGAUGAACUGUACCACAAUUGUAGCUCUAUUGAUGAACUGCAUGUUACACAUGUUAGUCUAUUGAUGAAAAUACAGGUUACACACUGUAUAGUUAUUGAUGAACUAAUGUGUGUUACACCUGUGUCUAUUGAUGAACUGCAGUUACACACUGUAGUCUAUGAUUCUGAACUGUUACACCCUGUAGUCUAUUGAUGAAAUAAAUGUUUACACACUGGUAGUCUAAGAUGAACUACAUGUUACACACUGUAUAGUGCUAUUGAUGAACUACAGGUUACACACGGGAGUCUUACUGAUGAACUACAGUUACAAAUGUAGUUCUGAUGCACUGUACACACUGUAGUCAUUGAUGGAACUGCAGUUUUCUUUCCCCUACACUUAAACAUCCCCCCCAAUCAUUGAUUCCUUGUUGUACACAAUGUAGCUUAUGAUGAACUAAAUGUUACACCCACUGUAGUCUAUUGAUGAAACUGCCUGGUAAACACUGUAUAGUCUAUGAGCACCACUUGUGUACGUUCUGAGAAGUUAUUUCAAGGGAUGAGGUGCUCCUCUGAUGAGUUUAAUGUUGUUUCUAUGUGUGUAAAGCCAAAAAACAAACGUCACAUGCAUGUAGAAGACGUUUUCUAAUUUUAUUUUCAUGUUGUCCUCCAUUUGAAGGAUGGGCGCCUGAGGACGGGGGAUUCAGCUCAUCCAUCAACAAGGAGUCCUCGAUUAGGCGGGACCACGAGGAGGUAAGAGCAUGAUCAACAAGGUCAGAUGAGGUGAGACACCAGACGGUUGCGUGGGGGUGUGUGGGGUGGGGGGGAAAUGUGUGCGGUGGAAGUGGAAGUGUGUGGGGGUGAAAGUGUGUGGUUGUGGCGGGGGUAAUGUAAGUGUGUGGGGUGGAGUGUACUUAGUGAGUGGGGGUGGAGGGUCAGAUCUACAAUAUCCCCGGUGGGGCUGGUGGGGGGGCGAGGAAGUGGUUGGUGGUUGGGAAGGGGAAGUUGGUGGCGACGAGUGGAAGUUCGUCUGUGGGCGGCUGGUGGGGGUUGGGGGAAGCGUAAGUGCUGUGAGGGGGGAAGGGGUUGAGGGGGAUGGGGGGGUCACUGGUGGGGGGCUGGAAGAUGUGGGCGGGGGUACAUGUAGUGUGGGGAGGGGGGGAGGGGGUGGGGGGGGAAGGAAGUACUGUGGGGGGCUGCCAGGGGUUUUGUAAGUGGGAAGGGGGUGGGUUGGUUGGCGGCGGUGGUGGCGGGAGAGGUGGGGUUGGAAGUGAGAGUGUGGUGGGGGGGGUGGGUGGGGGGGGGAAGGUAAGGGUUGUGGGGGCGGAAGAGUGCUUGUGGGGGGGGAAAGUGGGUGGGGUUGUGACUGGGUAAGUGUGGGGGGGGGUGGGGGAGGGGGUGGGGGGGAAGUGGAAGUGUGUGGGGUCGAAGUUAGAAGUGUAUUUUGUGUUGGUGUAGUGUGGAGUAGGAGUAUAUACUGCAAGUUGUGAAAUGACAUUAAAACCAGUAAUAAGGUGAGAUGUAGUGUACGGUUUAUACUUCUAAAGUUGUACUGCUAAGUGCACUAUGUUAUUCUAUCUGUUCCCUCCAGGCAAGGGCGUGGUGGAGGUCGCUUUCCAUGCAUGGUAAAGGUCCAUCACAAAAAAGCAGCGGCGCUACCACAACGGUGGCCAAAGCGCGACGGUGGGCACAACGGGGCAGAGACGGACGCGUAAAAGUCAAGUCAGAGCACCAGAGGAGGAUAGCAUCUCACUCAGAAGCAAGAGAGUCAAAGGGCGAAGAGAACGGAGCAGCACGAGAAGAGAGGAGACUAAGAGAAAGAAGAAGGGGAGUACUUCUCACCGCGCCGCUCCACAUCCUUCCUCCGAUCUCCGGCCCUCCCUCCCCCUCCUACUUCCCUUCUCCCUUCUCCUACUCCGUCCUCCUCCUGGCCUCCACUCCUCAUAUCUUUGAGUCUCCUACCCUCUCCGUCCCCUUUCAUGCCGAGAGGAGCGACCCGCCCGCAGGGCAGCCCCCCGCUCAACCGCGAGGGGGGCGCGAACGGCGACAACCAGCGUCCGGGACUGCAGAGAAGCGGCAGCGGCCCGCGCCGCGCAGAGAAGGACAGGAAGAAGAGCGCGAAGAGAAGUAGCAACCGAGAAGGAGCAGAGAUACGGAAGAGCAGUAGAAGAGAAGGGACGCGUAAGAAUAGAAGCCGCUAAGGAAGCGACGUGCGAAGAGCCUGAGAGAGGAGAAGAUAAGAAAGAACGAAGGGCAAGCAGCCGCAGAGGAGAGGGGUAAGACGAGCAGUCCUAGAGGCGAGAAGAGCGAGCUGUACACGAGAAGGACCGAGAGGGAGAAUGAAUAUAGAUUGAUACAGCGCCUCGCAUAUGAACGUAUAAGAGCCUUGCGCCUUAAUUUUAAUAUACUGUCGACUGUAUAUGUUUUUUACUUCUCCUUCCUUCCUUCUCCUUCCUUCCUCUCCUCGUAGCGUUACUGACUUAGCCUGAUGUAAUGUGGUAAUGAAUAGUAGGGGUUAGACUCUAGCCUGAUGUUGUUGAAUGUUGGUAUGAUCUGUAGGUUACGGCUCUAGCCUGAUGAAAUGUUGGUAAUGACUGUAGGGUUAUGCUCUAGCCUGAUGUUUAAAUGUUGGUAAUGAUUGUAGGUUAUGCUCUAGCCUGAUGUAAUGUUGGUAAUGAUCUGUAGUUUAUGCUCUGCCUGAUGUAAUGUUGGUAAUGAUCUGUAGGUACUGCUCUAGCCUGAUUGUAAUGUUGAUACAGAUAGGAGGGGUUAGCUCUAGCCUGAUGUAAUGUUGAUGAAGGGAUACUUAGCACGUGGCUCUUUUAGGCUCAGUGAGUUAAUAUUUGUUUGUGAAGAUCUAUUACAAGUCUAACAGCCUCUAUCCCUCUAUUCCAAUACUCUCCUCUCCUUCUCUUUUUUGUUCCAGAUCGUCGGAGGAAACCCGCCCCAGUGCCUUCUUCCCUCCCCUGACAUCUGCCCUCCGACAACACAAUGGGGGGGGG